UAAGGCCUCCAGUUGUCCCAUAGGCUUUCUCUUCGAAAGCUUCUUUCUUCGCUCCAAAUUCAGCCUUUCUCUCCGAAAACAAGAUGAAGCUGCUGCUGUUGUUGUCGCUGCUGGCUGUCGUUCUUCAGUUAGCAAUUGCAACACCAACGGGAUACACCAGGCUACAAUCCUCAUACUUGCCGGCGGCUAUCACUGACAACGAUACCCCAUCACACACUCCAGCCAUCAGUGAAAACGAUACCCCAUUUGUGCCGGCAGAAAUUUUGUUCAAUCCAUGCACAUCAACUCUUGUGGUCAAUCGCUACAAGACAGAAACAGUUAACAAAUAUGAAACAAUUGUCUCAACUCAGUAUGGAACCACUCGUAAUUUUGUAAAAAAUUUGCAAACUAAGCAUGCUAUUCGGACCACUGAGGUUAUUGCUCACGCGUCGGUGACUCAAGACAUUACCGUGACCGUUCAAGACUUGUUAACUGAGACUAAAGUAACCACUGUUCAAGUCCAGCCUCCUGCAGUUUACAGAACCACUAAUAAAUUAGUGACAUUCACGCUCACCAACACUAAUGUCGUAACCGAUAGAACUACAUCCAAUGUGUUUGACAUUAACACCGGCGUUCAUCAUGAAGUAGCCACAGCCUAUAUCACUAGCACUAAGGUACAGAGAGUCACUCAACAUGUGUCAGUAACGCCAGAAGUAGUUUUCGAUACUAGAGUUAUUACUCAAACUAUUGUGAUGACUGAAGAAGUUAAAGCUCAGCCAAUAAUAGUUCCUGUUGUAGAAUAUUCCACUGUCUCUGUGCCCAGCGUUAAUCUCGUUACUCAGGCUCCUGUUUUCAUAACAAACACUGAAAUUCUACCUCAAAUCACCAGCGUGGCUACCAAACAAGUCAGUCUUUUGUUUUCAACCACCUAUAUCGCCAAUCAGGUAACCUCGGCUACGCAGGUUACUACGACAGUUCACAGAACAAAGAUUAACACAAAGACGCUGUAUGAAACAGAAACUAUUGUCCACAAGGAGAUCCAGAUAGACACUAGUACCGUCUUGGUGCCGUUCACGACGGAGAUUUGGUCCACUACCACUGAAGUUGUAGGUGCACCAAAGAUAGUAAACUCCGACAUACACAACACCGUUUGGAUCAGUACACGAGUAUCGCACGAUGUAGUACUUACUACCACAUCCGUGUCGUUCCACCGAGCCUUUGCUACACGUGUACUAAGGGCUCCUGCGGUCACUGUAUUCCAAACACAAACAAUUAGACAGAACUGCGCGGUCACAUCACGUCCUCAAGGAUACAAUUACAAUCCACCAGCGAAGCCUUGGUCCUUCUAUUAAAGAAUGAGAUCAUCGCUAAGUAUUGCUGGGGCACUGCUGCUCUUGGCUGUCGUGCAGCUGUCGUCAUCUGCCAAGCUACCUAUCGGUCCAACGCAAGGAUUUUCAUUUGGGUCAUCUGGUCCAUCGCAGAGCUCUGUGCGGGGCCUGUAUGGCCCUCCACAACAAGUAAACUCUCCUCCUCUUCAACCUCAACAGCCUGAAGUCAACACUCAGUUUCCUGUGGGAUUCCCACCAUCUUCGGGGUUGUUCCCUGUUGGACCUGGAAACGCUCCUCAAUCUCCGGGCGGAUUACAUGAUUCGUUUCCUGAAAUUCCCGAUGCCGCCCCUCCUUCGUCCAAUUUAUUACCUCAAGCUCCUACUUUUCCUGGUAACGAUUUACAGUCAUCUCGUUGCGUUAUUGAAACUGUCAUCAAUACAAACACCAUUACUGCCACAAAUGUCAUGCCCACCACAUCGUACGUCUUAGCUACGACUUCAAUCAACGAAUAUGUUACACGUACUGAAACCGUUUACGACACAGUGACAAACACACGAGUGAUUGAAGACAAAUUUUCACGCACCCACAGUCGGACCAUUUACUCUACUACCACAGCUAUGAAUGUCGUCACUCAGACGCUUCCGGCCCAAACACAGACCAUAGAACUCACCUCUACCACUACAGUUGUAAGCAACGUCGUGCAACACACUACCUUGGUGGACACUGUGGUGGUAAAGAGAACCAAAUACCACACAAAAACGUUGAGCACCAGUUCAGUUGUAACCGAAUUCUUUGACCAGACAGAAACCAUUUACUCCGACCUCCCUGCGUCAACAAUCGUUUACACGGAUUUAAGAUCUGUUUACCAAACCACUACCUUGGUGAGGCCAGCGCAAACAAUUUAUGAUACAAGGACCUCAACCAUUGACCAGACCGUACCCGUCUUUAGUACCGUCGCAGGUGCAACCUCGUAUGUUGUUUCCACAUCAUAUACUCCUUCUAUUAUCUACUAUCCUUCCAUUGCAUUUGAGACCAACGUCAUAACAUCAAAUGUUCCCCACACGUUUUACCGAACUCAUACUCUCACAGAAACAAAUACGAUCUACCAAGUUAGAGAUGUCACAUAUCCUGCAGUCGUCGAUUCAACAAGCACUUGGUCGACAUCCGUCAUUGUCACACAGGGCUUCGCAGUAGCUAAGACCAGGGUCUCAACUCUGAGACUUACUUCCACUUCCAUCUCCACCAGUCUGCGCUACUUCGACGUGACUGCAACCGUAACAAUUACUGACCCCGGAGUUACAAGAACGGCACGCGUUGUGGUUCCCUCCACUUAUACGGAGACUCUCGUCCAAUCUCUGCCCGCGCCCACUGUUUAUUCUACCACUACAGUUGUUCAGCCGUGUGGAUGGUAAUUACAUUCACGACCGUUUUGACAGUGAGCCUGCAGGAAUGCUAUGCGCAUCCAAUGAAAGCCCAUAUGUUUAUAAAAAAAAUUUUUGACUUGUGUGUUUACGAUUGUUUGAUCAAUUUGUUUGAACAUUCUUCAUUAAAUUAAUGAUAUUGAUGAACCCAAUUAAUGAGGGUGAAAUUUGUAUUUCUAAAUAUUUCUAUGAUCAAAUAGGUGCAUCUUUUGUAUCUUUUAGGAUAGAUUUAGUGAGGGGGUUAUUUUUUGGUGUCGGGGGACAUUUUUUCUAUGUAUGCAGUUUAUCAGUGAUUAGUUUGAAAGAGACGACAUUCCAGGAAUUUAGCUGAAUGUUAACAUAUGAGAAUAAUUCAAUAACAUGAAUACUCUCGUUCCUGCGAAUUUGGAAGUAUUCUAUAAAACAUUUGUUGAACGAACAUUGCUGUUUUGAUUUUUUAUAAAACUGUUACAGAGAAACAAAGACAAUUUUUUGUUCUCCUUAACUUGCCAUUUACUUCUAUGGCUGCUAAUAUGAGUUAGCGGUUACAGUGCAGUAGUAAGAAAAUAGCCGAAGGAAUUUUUUGAGAAUCUUCUUAUUUAAUGUAAUUAUUCUUCGUUAGUUGUAUUUUAUGACGCAAUGUCGUUUCCUUAAAAAUCAACUUGAGACUCGUUCUCUUUAAGUUUAUCAUAAUAAAGCGAUACCUGCAUUGUGCGGAUAUAAAAUAGAUAACACAUUACUCUCAUUCAAAUGUUGUAAGAAUUUAACGUAAAAUAGGCGAAAAUUCCAAAGAAAUAUUUUCGAUCUUAGUAUUUUGUUUUGCUGUUCAAUUCGAAUGAAUUUAUUAACUGAGAUUCUUGCUGUUGUUCUGUGUUGAAAAUAAAGCUCGAUGUCUAUA
Molecule: messenger RNA, 3606 nt
Organism: Hyalella azteca
Lineage: Eukaryota; Metazoa; Arthropoda; Malacostraca; Amphipoda; Hyalellidae
Product: host cell factor 1-like
Exons: 3
Coding region: 1335-2720 (461 amino acids)
Source: RefSeq, a predicted model, not a curated record